AUGCGAUUCUCCUGGCCUUCUUUUGCAGCUCUGGCUGCCAUCUCCUCCCUUCCCCUUGCAUUGUCCUCUGUCACAACACCUCUCCAUGAACCUGGUCGAUGCGCGAUCCGCGGCCAUUGUGGUAAACAGGGCUUCUUUGGAUCAGAUCUACCCUGUCCAGACAACGGCAAAGCCGCUCCUCCUUCUGAUACCGUCCGAGAAAAGCUAGUCGACUUGUGUGGACCAAAAUGGGCAGACACUGAUGUCUGCUGCGAGGAGGAACAAGUGGACGCAUUGAAGAAGAAUCUGAAUCUGGCUGAGAGGGUCAUUGCAUCGUGUCCGGCUUGCAAAGAAAAUUUCUUCAACCUCUUUUGCACCUUUACUUGUUCUCCCAAUCAAUCUUUGUUCGUCAAUGUCACUGAUACAGGCAAAGCUUCGAACGGAAAUGAUGUGGUGACGGAACUGGACAAUAUAUGGUCCAAACAAUAUCAAAGCGGCUUCUACGAUAGCUGCAAAGAAGUCAAGAAUGGUGCAAGUGGCGGAAAGGCUAUGGCGUUCAUAGGGGGGGGUGCCCAAAACUACACGGAGUUCCUGAAAUUCCUUGGUGACAAAAAGCUGCUUGGGAGCCCCUUUCAGAUCAAUUUUCUGGAAGAACCUCGAUCUGAGGACAGUCAAGGAAUGACGGCAGAGGAUCCUCGAUCGUACGCAUGCAACGACACGGAUCCGAAUUUUCGGUGCAGUUGUGUCGACUGUCCGGAAGUCUGCCCAACGUUGGAGCCCGUCAGUUCAGUCAAGUACUGCCAUGUUGGAAAACUUCCUUGUUUAUCGUUCGCGAUCAUCAUCGUCUACUCCAUAUGCCUGCUGCUUCUCGUCACCGCCAUCUCCGGGCAUGCAGCAUAUCGGAGACACAAGCAAUGGAAGAGUGAGAGACUUCAAUUACUGCAAGAUACUGCGCCAAGCGAUGACGAAGACGAGGGCGAUCUUGUUGAUAAUGCCGGGAUGCUGGAACGACCCCAGAGAAACUACUAUUUGAACCAGAUACUUGACCGCGCAUUCAACACUUUGGGCGGAUUUUGUGCGCGAUAUCCGGGGGUGACCAUCGGCACGAAUAUCGUGAUUAUCGGUCUCCUCAGUCUGGGUUGGCUGAGGUUUGACGUUGAAAAGGACCCUGUCCGCCUUUGGGUCAGCCCAACUUCCGCUGCCGCCCAGGAUAAAGCAUUUUUUGAUACACACUUUGGCCCAUUUUACAGAUCGGAACAAGCAUUCCUGGUAAAUGACUCGGCACCAGACAGCUCCGUUUUAAGCUACGAAAAUCUUGGCUGGUGGUUCGAUAUUGAACAACGAAUUUCACGCGUGAUGAGCCCUGAGAAUGGUAUCACCUUGAGCGACGUUUGUUUCAAGCCCACCGGUUCAGCAUGUGUUGUUCAGUCCGUCAGUGGAUGGUUUGGAGCUGGUUUGACCAGUGAUUGGAAAGAGCAACUCGAACUUUGUGCUGCACAUCCCGGAGAUCAGAGAUGCUUACCAGAGUUCAUGGAUCCGCUUCAACCUAGUCGCGUCCUGGGAGGCUAUAAUAGCCUUGACGAUAUCGUUAGCUCGAAAGCAUUGAUCACAACCUGGGUCGUCAAUAAUGACCAGCCCGGCACAGAAGGAGAGGCUAGGGCCGAAGAAUGGGAGCGUACGCUUAAGCGUGAGCUGCUGAUAUCUCAAGAUUCCGCCAAAUCUCGAGGUUUACGAUUGUCAUUCAAUACCGAAAUCAGUCUGGAGGAGGAGUUGAACAAGUCGACCAACACGGAUGCGAAGAUUGUGGCCAUCAGUUAUGUUGUCAUGUUCUUAUAUGCAUCCCUCUCCUUGGGCUCAGCCAGUCUUUCCCUGAGAUUGCUCCUCAGCAACCCAUCCAAUGCGCUUGUCCAGUCCAAAUUUACUUUGGGCGUUGCGGGAAUUAUCAUCGUCCUGAUGUCGGUCUCUGGUUCGGUGGGUUUGUUCUCCGCGGCCGGUGUGAAAGUCACCCUCAUCAUCGCAGAGGUCAUUCCAUUUUUGGUCCUCGCCGUUGGAGUUGACAACAUUUUCCUUAUCGUUCAUGAGUUUGAACGCGUCAAUAUCAGCCAUCCGGACGAAGAGGUCGAUGAACGUGUCGCAAAGGCGCUUGGAAGGAUGGGCCCCAGUAUUCUCUUGUCGGCGUCCACUGAGACGGUUGCAUUCGCAAUGGGCGCGUUUGUGGGGAUGCCUGCAGUCAAGAAUUUUGCGGCAUAUGCCGCCGGCGCAGUUUUUAUCAAUGCAUCAUUGCAAGUCACCAUGUUCGUGUCAGUGUUAGCCCUCGAUCAACGCCGUGUGGAGAGUCUGCGAGCAGAUUGCUUCCCAUGUGUGACAGUAAGGGGAGCCAACUCGGUCAGCAUGCCCGGCGGCCCCUUCUUUGGCGGUGACGAAGAGGGUUGGUUGCAGCGUUUCAUCCGCAAAGUCUACGCCCCGAUGUUGUUGGACAAGAAAGUCAAGACUUUUAUUCUGACAUUUUUUGUCACGCUUUUUGCUGCAGGCAUCGCCCUGAUUCCAAAGGUGCACCUUGGACUCGACCAACGUAUCGCAAUCCCUUCAGAUUCGUACAUGAUUCAAUAUUUCAAUGAUUUGUAUGCCUAUUUUGGAUCGGGACCGCCCGUGUACUUUGUCACGCGCAAUCUCAACGCAACAGAGAGACACCAUCAACAACAGCUCUGUGGCAGAUUCACGACUUGCGACGAAUAUUCUCUGGCUUAUAUUUUGGAACAAGAGUCAAAGCGUCCAAAUGUCAGCUAUAUCCACUCCGCUACCGCCAGUUGGAUUGACGACUUUUUCUACUGGCUCAAUCCCAUUUCAGAUUGCUGCAAAGACGAAAAUGGGGAAACCUGUUUUGGCGAAGGGGAAUGGAAUAUCACACUGUCUGGCAUGCCCGAAGGGGUUGAAUUCAUCGAGUAUGCCCAAAAGUGGGUUCAUGCUCCAACCGAUGAAGAAUGUCCGAAUGGAGGGCAAGCUGCCUACUCAAAUGCGCUGGUCAUCGACAAGAAUCAUACCGACGUCCCGGCCAGCCAUUUCCGUACUUUCCACACCCCAUUACGAGGACAAGACGACUUCAUCAACUCCUAUGCUGCUGCGAGGAGAAUUUCUGACGAUAUCUCAGAGCGUCACGACAUUGAUGUGUUCCCAUACAGCAAACACUACAUCUUUUUUGACCAGUAUAGCAGCAUCAUUCGCUUGACCGCUACCCUCCUCGGCGUGGCAGUGGCGAUCAUAUUCAUCCUAGCUUCAUUGCUAUUGGGUUCAUUGCUAACAGGAGCCGUUGUGGCAGUUACCGUCAUUAUGAUUGUGGUAGAUAUCGUUGGUGUUAUGGCGGUCGCAAAUGUGUCACUCAACGCUGUGUCACUGGUCAACUUGGUCAUAUGCGUGGGCAUCGGAGUCGAAUUUUGUGCACAUAUUGCUCGUGCAUUCAUGUUCCCCAGCAAGCCAGUCAUGGAGCGAGCAAGGCAUAAAUUCCGUGGCAAAGAUAUUCGAGCUUGGACAGCAUUGGUAAACGUGGGCGGUAGCGUCUUCAGCGGCAUCACGAUCACCAAAUUCCUGGGCGUGGCUGUGUUGGCAUUCACCCGGAGCAAGAUCUUUGAAAUCUACUAUUUCCGCGUCUGGUUGGCACUGGUGAUCUUCGCGAGCUCGCACGCAUUAGUGUUUUUGCCGGUGGCAUUGAGCUUUUUGGGCGGAGAUGGUUAUAUUGAUCCCGGAAGUGAGGGUGGACUGGAGGAGGAUUUAGCCAGCCGUCGAUAUCGCAGCCUCCUACCCGAUGACGACUACUAUGACUCGGACGAUGAAUACUAG
Molecule: messenger RNA, 3813 nt
Organism: Rhinocladiella mackenziei CBS 650.93
Lineage: Eukaryota; Fungi; Ascomycota; Eurotiomycetes; Chaetothyriales; Herpotrichiellaceae
Exons: 2
Coding region: 1-3813 (1270 amino acids)
Cellular component (GO): membrane
Source: RefSeq, a predicted model, not a curated record